GGGCGGGAGGAGGCGGGACUUCCUGUAGCAACUGCGGGCUGCCACUCAAACCUGUUUCUCUAUUUCCCCUUAGGCCGACUCCCAGAAUGGCCACGCUGGAGGCCCAGGGUCGCCUGUGGCUGGAGAGCCCCGCUGGGGUAGCUCCUCCCAUCCUCCUGCCCAUUGACGGGCAAGCUCUGAUUCUGGGCCGGGGACCCUUGACGCAGGUUACCGACCGGAAGUGCUCCCGAAACCAGGUGGAGCUGGUCGCUGACCCUGAGACUCGGACGGUGGCAGUGAAACAGCUGGGAGUUAACCCCUCAACUGCUGGGACCCAGGAGCUGAGACCGGGUUUGAAGGGCUCUCUGGGGGUGGGGGACACGCUGUAUUUGGUCAAUGGCCUCCACCCGCUGACCCUGCGCUGGGAAGAAGCCCGCACUCCAGAAUCCCAGCCAGACACUCCACCCGGCACCCCUCCUGGGACCCGAGAGGGAGAGGAGGAGAAUGUGGAGCAGCAGAAAAAGCGGAUGAGGAAGUCAUCCCCUGGCUGGGAGACCUUCGAGAAACUGCUGGUGUUCACAGCACGUGAUGUGAAGCCCCGGGGCAAGGUGGCUGCUUUCGAUCUGGACGGGACCCUCAUCACCACCCGUUCUGGGAAGGUCUUUCCCACUGGCCCCAGUGACUGGAGGAUCUUGUACCUAGAGAUUCCACGGAAGCUCCGGGAACUGGCUGCCGAGGGUUACAAGCUGGUGAUCUUCACCAACCAGAUGGGCAUCGGGCGUGGAAAGCUGCGAGCGGAGGAGUUCAAAGCCAAGGUGGAGGCUGUGGUGGAGAAGCUGGGGGUCCCCUUUCAGGUGCUGGUGGCCACGCACGCAGGCUUGUACCGGAAGCCGGUGAGCGGCAUGUGGGACCACCUGCAGGAGCAGGCCAACGAGGGCAUGCCCAUCUCCAUCGGGGACAGCAUCUUUGUGGGAGACGCAGCGGGACGCCCAGCCAACUGGGCCUCUGGGCGCAAGAAGAAAGACUUCUCCUGCGCAGACCGCCUGUUCGCCCUGAACCUGGGCCUGCCCUUCACCACACCAGAGGAGUUCUUUCUCAAGUGGCCUGUGGCCCGUUUCGAGCUCCCAGCCUUUGACCCGAGGAGCAUCACCCGCUCUGGGCCUCUCUGCCUCCCCGAGUCCAGCUCCCUCUUAAGCUCAGACCCAGAGGUGGUCAUCGCCGUGGGAUUUCCUGGGGCUGGGAAGUCAACCUUCCUCCGGGAGCAUCUCGUGUCAGCCGGAUACGUCCAUGUGAACAGGGACACUCUGGGCUCGUGGCAGCGCUGUGUGACUGCAUGUGAGGCGGCCCUGAAGCAGAGGAAACCGGUCGUGAUCGACAACACAAACCCUGACGUGCAGAGCCGGGCCAGGUACCGGGGUCCCAGGGAAGGCCCCUGCAGGGUGGCCCUGCCCUUUACCAGCCCUCCCCCCCCAGACUCCUCCCACGUGCCCGUGUCUGACGUUGUCAUUUACAGCUACAGGAAGCAGUUCGAGGCCCCCACGCUGGCCGAAGGCUUCGCGGCUGUCCUGGAGAUCCCGUUUCGGCUGCACGUGGCACCGCAGCUUGAGCGGCUAUACCGCCAGUUCUCAGAGGGCUGAGCUACCCUGCGCCCUCCAGCCCUCGCCCCUCGCCACAAUAAAUGCUAAUUUUUUUCCCUAA
Messenger RNA from Odocoileus virginianus texanus, 1677 nucleotides. The record is from RefSeq and is a predicted model, not a curated record. Lineage: Eukaryota; Metazoa; Chordata; Mammalia; Artiodactyla; Cervidae.